Molecule: messenger RNA, 2217 nt
Organism: Ailuropoda melanoleuca (giant panda)
Lineage: Eukaryota; Metazoa; Chordata; Mammalia; Carnivora; Ursidae
Gene: CDC37L1
Product: cell division cycle 37 like 1, HSP90 cochaperone
Exons: 7
Coding region: 178-1107 (309 amino acids)
Biological process (GO): protein folding; protein stabilization
Cellular component (GO): cytoplasm
Molecular function (GO): heat shock protein binding; protein-folding chaperone binding
Source: RefSeq, a predicted model, not a curated record
CCGUCUUCUUCCGCCGUCCGCGGCCCAGGCUAGCGCGGGGUGUGCGUCGGAGUCGCGGCCAGCAGAGGGAUUCUGGGUAACGGCCCCGGCCGGCUGGGGCUGCUGGCUCCGCGCAGCAGGUUCCACUCACGCCAAGUCCGUUGGCAGUGGCGGUUCUAGGGCUGGGGGCCGCCGGACAUGGAGCAGCCGUGGCCGCCGCCAGGACCUUGGAGCCUCCCUCGGGCCGAGGGUGAGGCUGAGGAAGAGAGUGACUUGGACGUGUCCCCCAGUUCUCCCCGCUGCUCGCAGCUGCCGGGCGGCGGCGCGCAGAUGUAUAGCCAUGGAAUUGAACUGGCUUGUCAAAAGCAGAAAGAGUUUGUGAAGAGCUCUGUGGCGUGCAAAUGGAAUCUCGCUGAAGCUCAGCAAAAACUUGGUAGCUUAGCCCUGCAUAACUCCGAGUCCUUGGAUCAGGAACAUGCCAAAGCACAAACAGCAGUCUCUGAGCUAAGGCAACGUGAAGAAGAAUGGCGGCAGAAAGAAGAGGCUCUAGUACAAAGAGAGAGAAUGUGUCUGUGGAACAUGGAUGCCAUUAGCAAGGAUGUUUUUAACAAGAGUUUUAUUAAUCAAGAUAAAAGAAAAGAUAUAGAAGAUGAAGAUAAGUCAAAAUCAUUUAUGCAGAAAUAUGAACAAAAAAUCAGACAUUUCGGUAUGUUGAGUCGAUGGGAUGAUAGUCAGAGAUUUUUAUCUGACCAUCCAUACCUUGUAUGUGAAGAGACUGCUAAAUAUCUUAUUUUAUGGUGUUUUCAUCUAGAAGCUGAGCAGAAAGGGGCUCUAAUGGAACAAAUAGCACAUCAGGCUGUUGUAAUGCAGUUUAUUAUGGAAAUGGCCAAAAACUGUAAUGUGGAUCCAAGAGGGUGUUUUCGUUUAUUUUUCCAGAAAGCCAAAGCAGAGGAAGAAGGUUAUUUUGAAGCAUUCAAAAAUGAACUUGAAGCUUUCAAGUCAAGAGUCCGACUUUAUUCUCAAUCACCAAGUUUUCAACCUAUGACAGUUCAGAAUCAUGUUCCCCAUUCUAGUGUGGGAUCUGUAGGUUUGUUAGAAUCCUUACCACAGUUGACAGUAAUCUUGUGAAAUAAGCAAAUACCAUCGUACUUCGUUUUGAGAGAACUAAACAAGGCCUUAUGGACAGAGGUGUUAUAACAGUUACCUUAGGUUUAUCCUGUAGACCAGCUUUUAAUUUUAUUCAAUGUGAUGAGUAGUUUUCUUUGUAAGGACUGCAUUACAUGAGGUGCUAGAGGCAGGAUUAGAACUGAGGUCCAACAUUGUGCGUGCGGUAUUCCAGACCUCCGUCAGUUACUGGUGCCACUUCCUUCAUCAGUACUUGCUGGGGAAUAAUCUGGCGUCUGGCUAGCUUUUUGACUUUUACAAAUAAUGGAAUUGCAAUGUAUUGUACUUUAAGAGAAUCUUUUGAAAACUCUGCCUCCCUGUGGGAUGGGAAAGUUUAAGACAUCUAUCCCCUGUUUGGACUAUUUUCCUAAUUGGUGUUCAUUAAAUAAAAUAAACAAAUGAAAACAGGUGAUAGCGGUAAUAAAACUCUGAGUAGCUAGCAGAUAUUCAGAACAACUGAAUAGACAAAAUUGAAUUCCUAGGGAAGAAUUUCCUAAGGUCCUGGGUCUUAGGGCUUAUGUCCCUAGUCAUGGUGCUUUAAUAAAAAUAGUUUUAUUUUUGCAUUUAUUGAAUAAGGUUUUCUUCCUAGCUUUAGAAAUACACAGAUAGGAUAUUUAUGAGUUUAAAAAAUAAACAAGAUCCAAAUAAAAAUAUUCUUUUAUUCUCAAUUUUUAAAAUGUGGAUCUAAGUACCUCUCAAAAGAUUAGUAAUUUCUCACUUGAGUUUGUUUUUAACCUUUGAAAAGCCAUGUAGACUCUGAAGGUAGCUGUAAUUUUUACUUGGUAAAUGCAUUUUUUUUUCCUUAUGCAAGUGUUUUGUGUUUUUAAUAUUUAGUCUGGUAAUUAGUAAUCUUCAAGACGCAUUGCCAACUUAGAGCCAUAUUUAUCUUUUAAGUUGUCAGUAGCUUUGUACAUAUAAUUACAUGGAAGAUGUACCCUUAUAUGAUUAAAUAAUUUAAAUUGCAAGUUUUGUUAAAAGGAAAAAAAAGUGUUUAUUACAGUUCAAUUUUUUACAUGUAUCUUUCUGUCUUUGUCACAUCCUCUUUGGAUCAAGUGGUCCAGUCUAUUUUCUUCA